Molecule: messenger RNA, 4204 nt
Organism: Frankliniella occidentalis (western flower thrips)
Lineage: Eukaryota; Metazoa; Arthropoda; Insecta; Thysanoptera; Thripidae
Exons: 23
Coding region: 557-4066 (1169 amino acids)
Biological process (GO): positive regulation of protein localization to plasma membrane; skeletal muscle contraction; positive regulation of voltage-gated calcium channel activity
Cellular component (GO): extrinsic component of cytoplasmic side of plasma membrane
Molecular function (GO): protein binding
Source: RefSeq, a predicted model, not a curated record
GCGUUGGUUCUGGCUCUGGCAGCGUGAGGCGGUCGCGGCGCGGCGUGGCGUUGCGAGGCGGCGAGGCGAGGCGAAGCGAGGGGCGGCGAGGGCGGCGAGGGCGUCCAGUCCCGACGAGGCGCGCGCACUGCGAGCACCGCUCGGCUCGGUUCGGCUCGGCUCCGGCUUGUCGCCGGUGUUGUGUUGCGUGGCGUGGCGUGGCGUUGUGUUGCCGGCGGUUUGAAUCGUGCGCGCGUGUUCGUUUCUGGGGUUGCCGGCCCGGCCGUAGGAGUGCAGUGUGUGUCUGUCACCAGUCCGUCUGUUCUGUUAGUCCGCCUGUCUGUCUUCUCCACUAGCCCGGCCGUCGUCCGUCCCUCUCCGUCACAUGGAUUAAAAGCUGACCGGCCGGCGUCCUCGCAACAAAACACCAUUCCUCGAGCCAUGCACUAGAGGCUGACUGCGGCUGGUCCGUGCGUGCGCGGGUGCGUGCGCGGGUGCGUGCGCCAAGUGCGUGCUGAAUGUGGUGCGGGCCUCAGGGUAGCGCCUCGGUGCUGCGCGCCACCAUGAGUCCCUUAGGAUGUACGUACUCUUCCCUGCGGAAGAGAUAGUCCUCGGUCCACGCAGCCCCAGCCCCAACAGCAGGCAGCGGCGCUCCCUGUGCCGCUACCACCGGCAGCUGUACGAGCAGCAGCUGUCGGCGCAGCAGCUGCAGCACGACCAGCUCCAGCUGUACGAGCCGCAGCAGCAGACUAGCCAGCUGCAAGAGCAGCAGCUGUCGACUCAGCUACAGCAAGGCCACUCGGCCCAGGACGACAUCCUCGACGUCCUAGUGCGAGCGUCCGCCGAGGCUCGGGAGCACACCGCCGGCCGGCCGCCCGCCAGCCCCGGCGCACCCCAGCGCGGCCGCGCGGACCGCUCGCCCAGGUCGUCGGCGAGGUCCUCCUCGUCGUCGAGGUCCCGCGCCGCGGGCUCGGCGCUCGCCCUCUCCAACGGCCCCACCGUCACCGCCCCGGGGCUCCUCCUGCUCCCCGAGGCCGCGCCGGAGCAGGCCAAGAAGCGCUCCUUCCUGACGCGCGCGCUGCGGCCGCGCUCCGCCCCGCCCAGCCCCCGUCUCGCGCACGACCGCUCCGCCCGCUCCACGGCCGCCAUGGCCGGCAGCGACCUGUCGCUGCGGGAGCUCACCCACCCGCAGUACAACGAGCCCCUGCAGAAGCACAGCAGCGUCACCUUCCGCCUCGUCCGUACAGUGUCCGACUUCACCACGGAGCUGUCGCAGCUGUACGAGCGGCAUGCUGAGGAGCUGCAGAUGCUGGUGGCCGGCUACCGGAAGAGAAAUGCAGAGCUUCGGAAAGACAGAGGGGCGUGCCAGACGUCGCUGUUCCAGACGUGGGACAUGCUGCUCCAGGAGGUCGAGAAGGACUCGCAGGCGCACAGCGACAUCGCUUCGGUGCUCGGGCGCCAGGUGGCGCGCCCGCUCCUGGAGAAGACGUUCCACCGCAAGAUCCAGUCCCGGAAGGUGUUCGGCACCCGGGAGGCGUACGAGCAGUUCGUCGCCAAGGCCGAGGAGAAGCUCGUCAAGGCCCGACAGGACUACAAGAACGCCUACAUGUCGUACAUGGCGUCGCCCAACACGGCCGCCCUGGCGACGUACUUCGACGCGCACAACGCGUACGUGACGCAGCUGCACGCCACCAACGGCAUCCUGGAGCACUUCGGCACCGAGACACUGCCCACGCUCAUGCAGGAGCUCGAGGACAUCUACUCGGACCUGUGCGCGACCCUGACCGACGCGGCGCUGCAGGGCGCUGAAGUCAUCUCGUCCAGGGCGCAGGAGCAGCAGCGUCGGUACGACGCCCUGGCCGCCUCGUGCAGGUCGUCGUCGGCGCAGGCGGACAUCGUGCAGGUGGUGCGGGCGCUGGCGCCGCAGGGCGCGCACCCCCACCCCGUGGUGCGCCGCCACUUCUCGGCACCGCACGUCCCCCCGCCGGACUCGGACGCCCCCGGCAACGACUUGGGGAACACGAUGCUGCCGCCCGCGCUCAAGAACGAGCUGGUGACGGACCGGCUGGCGAGCAUCCAGGUGCGGGUGCAGCUGGAGGCGCUGCGCAAGGAGGGCCAGGACCUGGAGCUGCAGUGCAAGCAGCUCACGGACGCGCUGGACACCCUGCACCGGAUGCAGCAGAGGUCGCUCGAGUCUGCGCUCUUCAACAAGGCCAACGAGCUCCAGGACGAGAUCAGCGUCAAGAAGUACGACCUGCGGGUGGCGCAAAUGCAGAUGGCAGCUGUCCGCGCUCAGCGCGAGCUGUUUGGGGCCAAGGCCGAGAGUGCGUCGGACGGCUCUGGCCGCGAGCGCAAGAUGUCGUCCUCCUCGACGGGCUCCAUGAAGAGCAAGUGGCUCAAGGCCUUCAAGUCCCUCAAGACCACCGGUAGCAGCAGCAGCAGCAGCGCACCGCCCGUCAACCCCGCGAGGGAGUCCGAGAGAAAGAAUCAAAUGUACCACGCGGUGUCCACCAUCAUGGCAAUGAGGAAAAAUGGGAGAGAUGCUGCACUCGGGAACGUGGAAAUGGGGGUCCACGAUUUCCAGGAGUACACCUACAAGAAGAUCACCCCCUGCGACGUCUGUUCGCAAGUACUGAGAGGGCACGCUCGCCAGGGAGUCAAGUGUCGCCUGUGCAAGAUGAACGUCCACGUGGACUGCAAGGAGAGGGUGGGCCGCUGCACGGCCAAGGGUCGGCUGCUGCGGCGUCAGAAGUCUUCCUCAGAGAUCGAGUCCCGCCUCAACCAAGAGCAAGACGAAAGGCCCGAAAUGGACUCCGUCUACCAAGUGCUGAAGCAGGCCCAGCAGGCCACGGAGCUCGCCGACGGCCGCGUGCUGGAGCGCGCGGAGCGCGGGGGCAGCGAGCGCGUCCGGCGGCCCCCCGCGCCCGACGGCCGCCCGGGGCUCGACGGCCGCCUGCUGGACGCAUGCCCGGGCAUCGACGUGCCCCCGGGGGCGGGCGCGGGGGGCGGCAACACCCUGCGGAGGAACCCCCAGGUGCCGCUGCGGGGGGCGGCGCUCGGCUCGGCACAGCUCAGCGUGGGUCCCAUGCCGCACGCGUCCAGCUCAGGCGGGCUGUCGUCCUCGCUGCGGAGCUCUCGCAGCGCCACGACGUUGGCCGUCCCCUCGGCCGGCUCGUCGCCUGCGUCGCCUUCCUCUGGCCCCUCCGGGCUCGCCGGGCACGCCGGGCCCUCGGCCGCUCCGCACAGCCCCCGGCGUCAGAAGCUCAACCUCCGGAUGAAGUCGCUGUCGCUCGACUCUCCCGAGUCCACCGAGCACGCGCGGCGAGGCCGGCCCGCCAACAACCACGGCCACCACGGCGGCACCAGCAGCGCGGGCAGCGGGCCGCAUGACCCGCACUCCAGUCACUCGUCGUCGUCCAGGCUGCAGUCUCAUUCGUAUGCAGAUUUUUAUAGGCCCACGCCCUCCAGCUACCCUCAACAUCUACAAGAUUCGUCCUUUCGAUUGUGGUCUUUAGGCCGGCGGAGAGCUGUAUACCUGCAACAUGGCCGAUCUUGGUCAACGCCGUCCAGUCCCGGCCACACCCGGCGGCACCUGUCGGCGCGCAACAUGCGCAUGAGCUCGGUGGAGCUGCCGGACGACAACGACAAGUCGUCGGCCUCGACCUCGCCCUGCCCCAGCCCCGUGCGGGACUCGCGCACCGCCGGACAGCAAAAAUCACACCGCCUACUGCCGACUAACCUGUACGUUGUGCUAUUUAACUUCAAGGCCAGACACCAAGACGAACUAGAUCUCAAGGCCGGCUACAAGGUGACGGUGAUCGACACCGCGGACCAGGACUGGUGGAAGGGCAAGUGUCUCGGGCGUAUCGGCUUCUUCCCCUCCAAGUAUGUCACCAAGAUCCAGCCCGGGGAGCGGCCGCUCCAGGUGACGCACAAUCUGCAGGUGGCCGACGGGGAGGAGGGUCUGACACUGCUCAGGGACCAGAUCGUCAUCCAGGUGGGCGAAGAGCUCGACGGGAUGGUGAUGAUCCGGAGCGGGGACAACAGGCAAGGGGUGUGUCCCCUCAAGUUCCUCCAGGAGGUAUGACGGCCGCCGGCGGGCAGCGCCACCGGCCGGGCCGGACAGGCCAUCAUUGUGUCCAACCCUGACGGCACCGUGUUCCGGGCGCCGCCCCCCAACCCGUCCCCGGCCCCGGCCUCCUCCGCGGCCCCGGCCCCGCCCCUG